Molecule: messenger RNA, 1639 nt
Organism: Bradysia coprophila
Lineage: Eukaryota; Metazoa; Arthropoda; Insecta; Diptera; Sciaridae
Gene: Jheh1
Product: Juvenile hormone epoxide hydrolase 1
Biological process (GO): epoxide metabolic process
Molecular function (GO): epoxide hydrolase activity
Source: RefSeq, a predicted model, not a curated record
UAAACAUUUAAGAUAACAAAUUAGUCGAAUAUCAAACCGGCUGUUCGAUUACCAAACAUCAGUCGGUUUUCUUUUCAUUUUAUCUGUGCACACGUAAGACAUAAAGUACUCGUUGGUUUCUUGAAAUUAUUUCAACGCUUCGAGUAUCUAGGUUUUAUUAGAAAAAUUUGGGUGAUCGAAUUUGGAAGCGCAUAACAAUUCGAACUCGCCAUGGGUUGCCUACAAAUGUUCCUGUUGAGUGUUUUCCUGAUAGGAGCGAUCCUCAUUUAUCAAUACAACAAUUUAUGUGCUCCCGUUGAUCCUCCAACAUUAAAUUUAACCGCAUAUUGGGGGUCAGGAAACGGAAGCGACUAUAAAGAAAGCGAUGAAAUUCACCUCCAAAAAAUCAUUUACUUCGACAAGCCAGUUAAUCGUUUGAAGCAACAUUUAAAAGAUUUCGAUUUGAUAACCGAAUCAUUGGAAGGUGUUGGUUUUGAGUAUGGCAUUAACUCGAACAAACUAAAAUCAUUCAUUAAGUACUGGCGAGAUGAUUAUUUGCCAAGAUGGAAAUGGGACCGAGAACACACAUUGAAUUUAUUGCCGCAUUAUUUGACUGUAAUUCAAGGGUUAGCCAUUCAUUACAUUCACACCAAAGUAGAACUUGAUCGCGUUAAGGGAAGAGUUCCAAAACCUUUGCUACUACUUCAUGGAUGGCCAGGAUCGGUAAGGGAGUUUUACGAUAUUAUUCCCAUGUUAGCUGCACCUGAGGAAACCACUGAUGCCACGUCUCCCAUUUUUGAAGUGAUUGCCCCGAGUCUUCCCGGUUUCGCCUGGUCACAAGGUUCUUCGAAAACUGGAUUUGGAGUAGCUGAAAUGGCAGUGGUUUUAAGAAACCUUAUGCUUCGUCUUGGCUAUAAACGAUUUUAUAUUCAGGGAGGCGACUGGGGAUCCAUUCUUGGCAGUACAAUUGCGCAAUUGUUUCCAGAAAACGUAAUCGGUUAUCAUAGCAACAUGUGCGUGGUAAACACUCCACUCGCUACGAUCAAAGGCGUCAUUGCUAGCUUCUAUCCACCAUAUUUUGUUGAAAAAGAGCACGAGGAUUUCUUCUUUCCAUUGACAGAAAAACUGGAAAAUCUUGUAGUGGAAACUGGCUACUUUCAUUUACAGUCGACGAAGCCAGACACUAUAGGAAUUGCAUUGACAAAUAACCCAAUCGGAAUGGCAGCGUAUAUCCUCGAAAAAUUUGCAACAUGGACAUAUCCGCACAACAAAUCAUUACCUCAUGGUGGGCUUGACAAUCGGAAGGAUCUGUAUGACGCGUACAUUGAUAAUAUUAUGAUUUACUACCUCACCAAUUCCAUUACCACGUCGAUGAGACUUUAUGCGGAAUCAUUUACGCAACAACAGCUAGCAUAUAAUUUGGAAAGAGUGCCAACGGAUGUACCAGUCGGUUGUGCCAGAUUUAAGAAUGAUAUUGUCCAUCAAUUCGAUUGGCAAUUGAAAGAUAAGUAUCCCAAUCUUAUCCAUAGCACUUAUUAUGAAAAAGGAGGCCAUUUUAUUGCAUUAGAAGCUCCGGAAGUGUUGUACAAUGACUUUGUACAAUUUGUGAGAAAAGUUGAAAAAUUUAGCCAAUCGACUAAGUAAAUGUUGUGCAAUUCAU